AAAAUGAACCCAUUCAAAAGUGGUUCUGGUGGACGCAGCAAGCGCAAGCCGAAAUCGGCAAAGGUUGAAGUCAAGCAAGAGCCUGGUAUUAAGGAAGAGCCCAACGACGGUGACGAUGUCAUGAACAUACCAAGGCCGAGAGUUGAUAGAAGAUAUCGUGCGAAUUACGAGGGACUGGUCGACUUUGGCUAUGACUUCAAUGAAGUAAAAGAUGAAAUUAAAUGUGAAGAAGAAGAGACGGGCGAAGAAAAAGACUCGACACCACGUGAACGAUCUAAUGACGGAGCUGCUAACGAUGAUGACAAUGAAGAUCCAAUGGGUGAUGCAAUCGAUGUGCAACCACCACAAGCAGUUGGUAGUCAAAAGAAACGGAAUGAAAGUUCCAAACGACGAAACAAACGAACGAUUCCCAGGAACCAAGCGGCCAAGAAGCAAAAGAAGCACAAGUGUCAUAUCAGUUUAAAUCAGCAUUUGUCUACAGCACACAGCGAUCACUUUCCAUUCCAAUGCUCCAAGUGCUUCGGAGGAUACGUAACUGAAGAUACGAAAAUUGCUCAUCAAGAUAACUGUGGCUACCGUCAGUAUCAAUGCCAUCGGUGCAAAGAACUUUUUCGUUCUAAACAAAUGUUGAAGAUCCACAUGCGAAAAGAUCACACCGGAGAGCGAAUUCAAUGCAAAGUGUGUGCAGUAAGCUUCACCAAUGAAAGUAAUGCUAACACACACAUGAAAAAUGAAAUGAACCCAUUCAAAGGUGGUUCUGGUAGACGCAGCAAGCGCAAGCCAAAAUCGGCGAAGGUUGAAAUUAAGCAAGAGCCGGUGAUUAAGGAAGAGCCCAACGACAUUGACGAUGUCAUGAACAUACCACGGCCGAGAGUUGAUGGAAGAUAUCGUGCGAAUUACGAAGGGCCGUUUGACUUUGGCUAUGACUUCAAUGAAGUAAAGAAUGAUAUCAAGUGUGAGGAAGAAGAGACGGGCGAAGAAAAAGACUCGACACCACGUGAACGAUCAAAUGACAGAGCUGCCAACGAUGAUGGCAACGAAGAGCCAAUGGAUGAUGCAAUUGAUGUUCAACCACCGCAACCAGCCGGCAGCGGGAAGAAACAGAAUGAAAAUUUGAUGAAACAUAUGCGAAUUCACAGCGGAGCAAAGCCGUUCGAGUGCUCAAUUUGUUUCAAGUUAUUUGCAACCAAGGAUCAUCUCCAAAGACAUUCGAUGACUCACAAAAAUGAACUGCCAAACGCUUGUUCGAAAUGUGAUCGACGAUUCGCCUCAUCUGAUGAUAAGCAAACACACGAAACACGCUGCCAACGAAGUAUUUUCGCCUGUAAUCAGUGUCAUUACCAAACUGUUCACAAGCAUUGUUUGAAGCUGCACAUGCAAUCGAAACACGGAGCAAAAAAAUCGAUCGAAUGUGGAAUUUGCCGAAAAGAAUUCAUCGAACAGAUUAAACUAAAUCGGCAUUUGUCUACAGCUCACAGUGACCUGUUCCCAUUCCAAUGCUCCAAGUGCUUCGGAGGAUACGCAACCGAAGACGAAAAAGAGAUCACACCGGAGAGCGGAUUCAAUGCACAGUGUGUGCAACAAGCUUUACCACAAAAGGUAGUGCCAAUCAACACAUGA
Molecule: messenger RNA, 1620 nt
Organism: Sitodiplosis mosellana (orange wheat blossom midge)
Lineage: Eukaryota; Metazoa; Arthropoda; Insecta; Diptera; Cecidomyiidae
Product: zinc finger protein 41-like
Exons: 5
Biological process (GO): regulation of transcription by RNA polymerase II
Cellular component (GO): nucleus
Molecular function (GO): RNA polymerase II transcription regulatory region sequence-specific DNA binding; DNA-binding transcription factor activity, RNA polymerase II-specific
Source: RefSeq, a predicted model, not a curated record